Messenger RNA from Camellia sinensis, 1261 nucleotides. RefSeq lists its product as uncharacterized. The record is from RefSeq and is a predicted model, not a curated record. Lineage: Eukaryota; Viridiplantae; Streptophyta; Magnoliopsida; Ericales; Theaceae. Gene Ontology annotation, molecular function: DNA binding; RNA binding. Gene Ontology annotation, cellular component: nucleolus; exosome (RNase complex). Gene Ontology annotation, biological process: regulation of gene expression; maturation of 5.8S rRNA.
CUGAUAGAACAUAUACGUCCUCACGAUCGUAUAAAAACCCUAGUGGAACAUCUCUGGUUCAAAACCCUUAAUUUGAGAGAGAGAGAGAGAGAGAGAAAGGGGAUAGAGAUAUCUAAACCUGGAGUGAGGUGAGGGCAAUGGAGGGAGGGGGGAGUGACAAUAUACUAGUCCCAGAAUCAGUAAUAGAGGUAGUGAAGAGAAUAUCUUGUAACAUGGAAGAAUUCAGAACCCAUUUCGUCGACUUCUUGUCUCUCUGCGACCCUCAAGUUCUCUCUGAAAUGCUUCCUUUACAACGUGCUCAGUCUCUCCUCUUGCUCGCCAAGGCCACUACAACUCUCUUCACCUUGAAAUUGAGGUGCAGUGGUGUUUGCCCAGAUGACCACCCUGUGAAAUCAGAGCUUGAGAGAUUAAGGUUGUAUCAAGAAAAACUACAACGGUUCAUUGAUUUGAGUAAAGCGCCGCUAAGACCUUCGACAACCUUGAAUCACCAGGCAGCAACACGUUUUAUUGAGCAUUCAUUGCCCGAUCUUACUUCAGAGCAGAGGCAAAGUAUGAGGGAUAUCAGUAGAGGAGAGGGCCCGAAGAUUAAGUAUGUGGAGAGAAGUGUCCACAAGAAGAGAAAAUGUCAGUCAUCCGGGCAACAAUCUGUCCGUACUGCUGCCCAGGAAUUUCUUGAGAAAGCAGCCCGUGAGCUUCUUGGUGAUAAUAAAAAUGGUUUUAAGGGACCUCUGCAGCCUGAGAAUUUAGAUGAAGAUGAUCUAUCCAUGGAUUGACACUGCAGAAUCAUACGGAGCAGAUGUUCUAAUGUUGGUGACAAAAUUUCAGUGGAGGGGCAUUCUUAUGCUACUGUUGGCGUUUUCCCUAGUUUAAAGGUUGCAUAUGGAGCAUCGGCAUAUCAUUUAUUAUGCUACUGUUGGCGUUUUCCCUAGUUUAAAGGUGUUGUUUUCUUCUCUUUUUUUUUUUUUUUCUUUUUUUUUUUCUCCUGCAAAACAGCAUCUUCUUGCUGCUAGAACUUUCAUAGAGGUGUUGUAAAGUCACUUUCAGUAUUUUGAUUGUAACUGACUGUUAAUUUAGAGAUCAUAGUAGUUGUCUUACCUGGCUUUCCAUUGUCCAGACUGCCUAUGCAACACAACUACUUGGUUUUGUUGGCAUUUCCAGAGUCUUUCGGUUUUAAAUUUGGGUUGUCCUUGGCAAAUGGAUCCACAUGUGUGUAUAACUCCUGUUGAGUAUCCAAUCCAAAACCCUAGCCUGUGCCAAAAAA